This is a messenger RNA of Entamoeba invadens IP1, 657 nucleotides long. RefSeq lists its product as hypothetical. NCBI's taxonomy places the organism in Eukaryota, Evosea, Mastigamoebida, Endamoebidae. Bases 1 to 657 code for a protein of 218 amino acids. The transcript has a single exon. The record is from RefSeq and is a predicted model, not a curated record.
AUGUUCUUGCUCUUGUUCUCGCUAUUUAUUUGUGAUGUAUGUUCCAAAGCAAUGGUAUUUACUGUAUGGGAAAACCAAUCCAAGUAUGGUAAGGCCCUAAGAAGGAAAUACACAGACAACCAAUGUUAUACGAAGCUUGGGGGUUCUAUAAUGUAUCAAACAAUUGCUCCAGUCAAUCCACCAGUAAUUACGAAGUCUGAAUUUACCGACGAUGUUUGCCAAGGUGAUGCAUCACCUGUUUUGGUAUAUAAACCUGCAUUUGAAACAGACUUGGUAAUGAAUGACAUUGCAUUUGUGUCUGAUAUCGACAUUGGGUGUGCACAUAUAAAUGGAAGUUAUGACGGUAUCUACUACACUGACCAGUGCUUUAAUGAUGCCAAACCGCAAAAGUAUCUUGUUGUAAAAGACAAAGGAAAGUAUUACCUGAGAAAUUAUUAUUAUGGUGCAAAUUGUGAAGGACAAUCAACUGGACAAGGUGAUGUCAAUUAUAAGUGCAAUGCAUGUGUUGAUAACGUAUUUGUGAAAUGUUAUGGAGUUACUGACGACCCCGAUGUUCCAGAACCCUCAGAAACUCCAAUUAAUUCUGAAGUAAAACCAGUAGACAACGCAUUCGGUGUUGUUUUGGUUCUAUUUUUAUAUGUAAUGGCUCUUUUCUAA